CUGCUGUCGCGCGGGCGAUAGGCGAAUCAACGGCCUACGAAUCUCUUCCUACUCGCGCGAGUUGGAUUGGUUUGCUGUUUGCUGCGCGUCAGUCCGUCUUGAACUACUUGGGUAGCUGUUUGGUUGUGUCAAAAAGUGUGCAAGUUUUUUCAUCUGCAUGUUCGGUGAAUAGCCGUAUCUUCCUGGAAGUGCGUACAAAAAGUGGGUCAGUACUUCUCGUGCUAAUGUGUGGAUUUAAACAUGGAAUCGGAUUAUACGUCUCAAUCUAACACGUCGCGGUUCGAUGAUGUCACUCGGAGUUGAUCGCAUCUUUUGCAAAGGCUGGAUCGUUGAACCGGAUGACCAUGGAGCGUAAAACGAUAUACGCCCCAAAGUGAAUGCAUUACAGUACAGAGAAGGCUGAUAGUAGGAAUGCUACCCUAUUAUCAACGUCCCUCGCGACGAGAUCGGUACGUGCACGAAGGUGCGCUACGAAGGAAGAAGGAAGAACAUCGAUAUCCAGCGAUGCAAGACGACGCGCUAGCGCACAGUUUGGCGAGUCCUUUUAUGGGCAUCGAAGGCUGAAUUUGGAGCGGGCGAUUUCGUACGGAAGGGACGAAGAAGGUAUCUAGAUGCUAGGUAGGGCCAGGACAAAAUAGAAAAUAGAGAAAGAGAAAGAGAGAGAGAGAGAGAGAGAGAGAGAGGUUCGCGAGAGGACGACAGACAAAAGAGUAGCGGGACUCGAGAGGGAAAAGAUAAGAAAAAAGGGGCGGACAAGCGUCGGAGGAAGAGAAGAGGGAUGGGCGCUGGGAUGGGCAGGAGCGGCACGACCGGCGGCGGUCUGCUCGAAGCGCUUCCCACAGGAACUCCGCUCCACGUGGCUAUGCUCGGCCUCGACAGCGCCGGCAAAACAACCGCUCUUUACAGACUCAAGUUUGACCAGUACCUUAACACCGUGCCGACCAUCGGCUUCAACUGCGAGAGAAUUCGCGGCGGCAUCGGAAAGGCCAAAGGUGUUAAUUUCCUCGUGUGGGACGUCGGCGGGCAGGAGAAGCUGCGACCGUUGUGGAAAUCGUACACAAGAUGCACCGACGGCAUCAUAUUCGUCGUGGACUCUUGCGACACCGAGAGACUCGAGGAGGCGAAAAUGGAGCUCACUAGAACGGCGAGAAGUCCGGACAACGCGGGCGUACCGAUUCUGAUACUCGCCAACAAACAGGAUUUACCCGGCGCGAAGGAGGUCGGCGAGUUGGAGAAGUACUUAGGAGUGUUGGAGCUUGCCGGUAUGCCAGGUAGCGCCUGCAUUCGCGUACAGCCAGCGUGCGCUAUUACGGGCGAGGGACUUCACGAAGGCCUGGACACGCUAUAUCAGCUGAUUCUGAAGCGGCGCAAGCUGGCCAAGCUGAAUCGGAAGCGGGCCAGGUAGGCCAGGGCUUCGGAAGACUGCACAUGCGUCUUCUGAUAUUGUCGAUCGCGGACAGCUUCCCCUACGGCGACGCUCUCCACAACAUCCUCUUUACCUUCCCGCACUGAUUAUGAGGAGGAGAUGGCACAGUGACCGCGUGAGGAGCGAUCACGGUGGUCACGAAGAUGUGAUCACCACGAAGUGAUGCGACCAUCUCGCGCAAUCACCUUCUUUCGGUUUUGGCUCGCCCGGCGGGCGAACCGAUGCCGUUGGAAACGAUUUAUUAACGGUCGCGUUGAUCUUUUUUGCAUGUGUGCAUGGAAACAUAUAUGCGUGUGCCUGUGCGUGUGUACAUAUAAGAAUACAUAGUUGGAUUGUAAAGUUGCGCGAGUGUAAAGAGAGAUAAGCAGAGAGAAAAAAAACGGAGGGAUUUUAACGACUAUUGUUCCUAUUAGGUUGUUGCAUAUGACAUGCCUAAAUUCUUUUUACGUUUUUAUUUAAAAUGUUGAGAGAUUAUUGGCAUUUAAAUGAUGGAUUGCUCAGAAAAUAACGGCCUAUUUCGACUUAUAUUGUGUUUUUUUUUAAUUGCUUUUUAUGAAGUAAGUAUAUUUACUAUCUUCUUUUUUAUUGAUAUAGUGUUAAAACUGACACAAUAUUUAUCUUGUUUAUGUCAAUUUGAUUUACUACAUGAUUUACUAUAUUAUUCUUUUUUGAUGAUUUAAAAAUAUAUUAGAGAAUAAAUUUCGCAAUGGGAACCUAAAUGCCUGUAAAAAAUUAUUUCUAGAGCUCCAGAAUUUUUUCGUGAUUAUAUUAAUAAUUUUGUUUCAACAAAAGUGUGUGGAUUUUGAUGAUUUUUAUUUAAAAUUUGUUAGAAACAUAAAUUGUUAGUUAUUAAAUUUGCGCUUUGAAAUCGGCUAUUAUUUUCUUGAAUAAACUAAAACAUCGAUCGUUAAUUGAAACGUUUUAAUCGAGAGAUAUUUUAUUUUCAUGUAUUAAUAUUUGUUCGAUUUAUCGCGUAGGAACGAGAGGUUGAAUGUCGGGAACGAUAUUUUUGAAUAGUUUAACGUUUUUAUAAACUCAUAUGAAAACGUGCUGAUUCGCCAUUUUACCAGUGAUUGAGCACAAUUUAGAUUUGAAAAAAAAAACAUAUCGUCUGUCGUCCCGGCGAAUGAUUUAGAAAGGGGAAGGAAGUGUUGAACUUGGUUUGACGCUAAGUUUGACUUGUUUUGUAUGCAACAAUGUAAUGAUCAGAGUAAUCAUAAAAUCGUUGUAAAACGUGUGACGAUGCUAGUCGACUGAGGAUUUUUCUAUCGUCGGAAAGGAGUCGAUGUGAAAGUGGUGUAAAUGUAAUUAAAUAUUUGUAAAUAAACGGAGAGAGAAAGAGAGAGAGAGAGAGAGAGAGAGAGAGCUGUAAUUUCACGCCGAGACAAAUUUAAGGUGUAAAGAUACAUUAACACGAGCAACGAAGUGGGUCAACGUUGUAAAAUCUAUGACAAUAUAUAUAUAUAUACAUGUAUUGUCAUGAGAAUUACCUGCCGAUAUUGGCGAGAUAUUACCGCCAUUACUAACGUUAUAAUUACAAUAAUUGCUGUAACAGUGAAUUGCUGUCAUAUUUUCCACACGAGAAGCGAUACGAGUGUGGCACGACGGUAUAUUUUAUUUACACGCGCGAGAGAUUGCUUUGAUUCAUCACCGCUCAUUUUGUAAAGUUCACAUUUUCGUGUAAAUCUCGUUACGUAUGAAAGUAUAUAGAUAUUUACAGGUUGCUACAUAGGAAGAGAGAUAAGAAGAGAUUUGGAAAAUAGGAGGAGGAGGAGGAGAGGUAGAUUCGAUAUAGUAUAAGACUCGACACGAUUGCAAUUUUGUGAAUUUCAUUUUGUUCCUCUAGUACAAUUAAUUCAGUAAUAUUCGUAGGUAAAAUCAGUGUUUUUGCGAUUAAUCGAAUUUGCCUUGCUCUUCCAAAUCCGUCGCUACUACAUAUUUUUAGGAAAGAAAACCUUCUCUCAUCGUUGUCCCUGCUAUUCACCGAUGAUUGUUUAGUGUCGACAAAAUAUCGCGGUUCUCGACAAAUAAUCGCCGUAUUUCUAGCAGAAUAUUCUAUAAAAGAAGUGUUGCUCGUGUGUGGUGUGUGUAUGUGUGUGUGCGCGAUAUGUGUGAAUGUAUGGUGCGUGUGGUGCGUGUGCGUAUGUACGCGUACAUGUGUAUGUGUAAAGCUACUCGAAGGUGGAGCGCGUAUACCGCGACCUUCUCGAAGGAGUUGAAACGGCGCUUUGUAGCCAACGAAAUCGCUGUCAAGCAUGGUUGUUGUUUUUAUAUCAACUGUCGUUCCAAAUUCUAUUGUAUACUAUACUUGCCCCUUGUUGUGUUUUAUUAUCUUUGGAUAUUUUAUCUUGUGCUUCGAUCGAUCGUUAGAUCGUCUAUUUAUGUAUACAUACUAUUAAUAGUGAUAGUCUAAGUAAUCGAUGACGCGUAGGCGCGUUAGACUGAUAUGAUCCUUUCGGAUAUACACGCAGGAAUUUUCAAAUAAAUCCGCUGAUUCCGUUACGAUUUUCAA
This is a messenger RNA of Dinoponera quadriceps, 3938 nucleotides long. It is a transcript of the gene Arl4, whose product is annotated as ADP-ribosylation factor-like protein 4C. Gene Ontology annotation, cellular component: cytoplasm. Gene Ontology annotation, molecular function: GTP binding; GTPase activity. Bases 779 to 1405 code for a protein of 208 amino acids. The transcript has 6 exons. Lineage: Eukaryota; Metazoa; Arthropoda; Insecta; Hymenoptera; Formicidae. Gene Ontology annotation, biological process: intracellular protein transport; vesicle-mediated transport. The record is from RefSeq and is a predicted model, not a curated record.